Messenger RNA from Amorphotheca resinae ATCC 22711, 1270 nucleotides. RefSeq lists its product as hypothetical. The record is from RefSeq and is a predicted model, not a curated record. NCBI's taxonomy places the organism in Eukaryota, Fungi, Ascomycota, Leotiomycetes, Helotiales, Amorphothecaceae. The transcript has a single exon. Bases 148 to 1125 code for a protein of 325 amino acids.
UCCAUCAGGUUGGCCUGUCCCCCGGGCCACCCUCACAUCUCAGCACCGUCUUCUUCCCACGGCCAGCCCGACGUCUUUUGACGAAGCGUCGAGGCUGCUACAACUCUCUCCUCGACGUGCUGCGAGGUUGAGGACCCGGGCGGGGCCAUGGAUCCGAUGGACUACACCAUGGAUGAGGGGCAGAACGAGCAACCCCCGAAUACCGCACCCAACUGCCAAUACCACCCGCCGGAUCAGUCGUCGAACCCAAACCUCUUCCCCCCUCCCUCUCGGGAUGCACACCGUUACGAUCCCGUCCACAACACGGACUCGUGGUACCAGCCCGAACGGAGCGGGGGCCAGAAUCGACCUCAGUUUCCCGUCCCGCAAAACAUCCCGCAGUGGAAUCCAGGCUCGUAUACCCACAUUGAUCCCUGGCAAGCCUUCGGUGGUGAAGCUCACGCAGGUGAUCGAGGCUCCGGCUUGUCGGAUUACGGUCCUCAGACGAGAUUUAUGGGCAUCUCGCACUCGACAUGGAACGGUAUGCGGGGUUACGAGCCAUUAUCGUUUGGCUACACUUCUUACAUGAAUGCACCAAACGCAAAUGCGGCGCCAGUUGACACCUCGAACGGGAGAAACGCUUCAUCCGGUCUCAUCUCUUCAGCUACUGCUUCUGCAAUGCCCCAGCCAGAUAUCUCGGCUCUGCAGGCCGAAUAUGCUCGACGGGCAACUCGACCAGAUCCAUCCCCCUCUUCAAACACUUCUCCAGAGAAUCAUAAUUAUUCGCAGCGAGCGAGGGCCACGAGAACCGCACGAGAGGAAAGAGCAGCAUUACAAGCAUCUAACUUGUCACGAUCUCUUGACUAUCAUCGUGCCUACGGAGCUCCAGACCUUUCCAAUGUCAAUCAACGGGACGCUACAGGUUGGGAAUCCGAUGAUGACGAUGAUGCCGGCGCAGACCCCGAAGUGGCGAGCUAUCGUCGUACUUCCCAACAUCUAUUUGACGAUUAUGACGAUGAGAGGGCCUUGGCAGCUAUGCGUGGAGCCCUUGCAGCUGGGAAAAAGAUCCCCUCCAAGGAGGCCUUAGCUUCUCUGGAGAAACUGGCCAUCAAGGAUCUUAAGGAAGGUGAUAAAUGUAAGUGCUGAUGCAAAUCCCACAAUUCUCUUAUAGGCAAUUUUGAACAUGACCCCCUGGAGCCGCGUUCUCCCCUUCAUCAAAUACGAUCUUUCGAGAGACAAGUGUAGUCUAGGUUCUAGCCAAGAUUAAUCUUCAUGAUGUAUAUCUUGAUUC